AUGGCGAGCAAGGUGGCUGCACUGCUCUCAUGUGCAUUCUUGCUCCUAGGAGCGGCAUGCCAAGCAGCUGCUGGUUACUACAGUCCUCCGAGUCCUGCUUCGUGCGGGCUCAAGGUGGGGUACUACCACCACAAGUGCCCGCCCGCCGAGGCCAUCGUCAAGAGUGUCGUCGGUGCCGCCGUCCGGCAGAACCCCGGCAUCGGCGCCGGCCUCAUUCGCAUGCUCUUCCACGACUGCUUCGUCGAGGUCAAGACCCUAACUUACCAGGAGAAAAAAAUAGAAGCCUGA
Miscanthus lutarioriparius is the source of this 288-nucleotide messenger RNA. Lineage: Eukaryota; Viridiplantae; Streptophyta; Magnoliopsida; Poales; Poaceae. The record is from the annotation of a GenBank genome assembly.